Molecule: messenger RNA, 1427 nt
Organism: Oncorhynchus mykiss (rainbow trout)
Lineage: Eukaryota; Metazoa; Chordata; Actinopteri; Salmoniformes; Salmonidae
Source: RefSeq, a predicted model, not a curated record
UGGCAGCCGGGCAUGUUGAGCCUGGUCUGCGGUUGUCUCGUUAGGCGGAGGAUUAUUUUUUAAUUGAAUGGUUACUGUUCUGGAGUAAUAGAAUGCUCAGCCUACCACCGGCUGGGUUCUGGCUGGAGGAGGAGCUCACAGCCUGCAAUAAAUAGCGGAUGAUUACGUUGAAGGGAAAAUAUUUCGAAGAGUUAUCCAUCGGUCUGGGAACAGUCUCGAAGGAAAUAGAGUCCAGUGUACUUUACGCCUCACGCUUUCAUUCGUCAAAUCCUUUUGUGAUAUUUUGGCGACCCCGUAAUUCGAUUCCAAAUGACUCGGUAUGUAAGCAGCUGUUUCAUUACUCUGGUCGUUCUGUUCCUUUGGCGGGUCGAAGACAUCGCAGACGCUUGCAGAUGCCUCCCUCAGCAUCCUCAACAGGCUUUUUGCAAUGCAGAAAUCGUGAUCAGGGCGAAGGUGGUUGGAAAGAAAGCGGUGUCUAACGCCAUCAAGUAUGACAUCGAACAGAUCAAGAUGUUCAAAGGUUGUGACCAGGUUAUCCACGCCAUCUUCACUUACACCACUUCGUGCAGCAUGACUCUAGAAAUCAACAAGGAGUAUCUCUUCACAGGCAAGCUGAAGACUGGAAGGAUGUCUAUAACACUGUGUGGCUAUAAUCCGCCCUGGGAGGACUUGAGUGCUGCACAAAAGAACAGCUUGACUCACCGCUACCAAAGCGGCUGUGAUUGCAAGAUCAUCCACUGCACUUCCCUCCCCUGUCCAAUCAGCACCUCGGAUACAUGCCUGUGGACAGACUUGGGAACCGACAAUGGCCAAAACCUUGCCUGUAUCAAGAGGCAAGAUGGGUCCUGUGCCUGGUACAAGGGGAUAGCACUACCCAAGAAGUAGUUCCUGGAUAUUGGAGACUCCUAAACUCUACAGGCCAUCCACUCACUGCUCAGUGACUAAAGAUGCCUGCAAUUAAUACAUGAGUAAACACACCUACAAAUGCAAGUUGUUGUGAUUUUUAAAUUGUUUACUGGUCACUUCUACAAGUGCAAUUUAAAAUAAACAUAUAUAGCACUCAAGCUAAUUUCUUAUGUCAUUCAUUUGUCACUUGUUUUUAAACUGGAACCAAAGGUGUUAUUGAAACCCCAAAUCGUUUUCGAUAUGCUUGUCUGUAAAUGGAACAGUGUUCCUGAAAUACCAUAAAGCCUGGGAUGCAUUGAACAGGGUGUAAUGUAUAAAUUUCAGAUGGUAUGUUCUAUACAUGAAUAACAGUGUCUUCUGACAUGAAAGGAAUCAUGUCGGUUUGAAUGGAAUCUCUCUCUAACAUUAAACAUUUGUCUACUGAAUGUGGCUCUUCAGCAGUUUGGGGUCUAAACCAAGGCUUCAGCAUUGUAAUGUCAUUGACCAAAUAAAGCCACUUAGCUUCUUUCUUCCUUGCUUUA